Drepanopeziza brunnea f. sp. 'multigermtubi' MB_m1 is the source of this 639-nucleotide messenger RNA. The record is from RefSeq and is a predicted model, not a curated record. Lineage: Eukaryota; Fungi; Ascomycota; Leotiomycetes; Helotiales; Drepanopezizaceae.
AUGGCUGAGGACAUUUAUUUCACAGCACCGGUCGGUUUCCCUGCCGUACACUACCUUCUUGCAGCCCCAGCUCCUCCAUACUACGCUACGUUCCGAUGCAUCGUACGGAGAGCACCUGUACUAGCGCGAGUCUCCGUACUCAACCCUGCCCGAUCAGCCUGUAUGGAAGCGAUAUCUGUGUCCGCAUGUGGCUUCGAGUACCGUGAUCUGAGCUACGAGGGGAGGGAAGAGGCUCUUCACGAUGCGGGGGUGGAGCGUCGUGGGGUUGAGGCGUUUGGGGAUGUGUAUCGCUCGGCUUGGUUGAAGUUUUGGGCGCAGAUUGUGUUCUUCCUGCGGAGCAGUCUGGAGUUUGAGUUUGCAUGUGGAGAUCUUGAUCGGUUGGAACUUGGAGUUAAAGCUUCCGAAUCCGUUGCUGGAGGUCGUGCGUCUAGUGGACAGCCAACAUGGUGGUCGCAAUCACCUCUCUCCUCUUUUAAAUCACCCAGCGCCUCGGCUCUGAUCAUGCUCAGCGCUGAAAGCAUUCUCGAAGACCCUGUCCAGAAAGGCAUCGCACAGACACACGCCCAAGUGACCAUCACCGCCGUCCAAGCCUCCCCAGCUUUCAUCGAUUGGCCGAUCCCCGACCCGAAAGCUAAGUAG